Cylas formicarius (sweet potato weevil) is the source of this 1121-nucleotide messenger RNA. RefSeq names its product E3 ubiquitin-protein ligase rnf146 (gene Rnf146). The record is from RefSeq and is a predicted model, not a curated record. The transcript has 4 exons. Bases 132 to 926 code for a protein of 264 amino acids. Gene Ontology annotation, cellular component: cytoplasm; nucleus. Gene Ontology annotation, biological process: Wnt signaling pathway; ubiquitin-dependent protein catabolic process. Gene Ontology annotation, molecular function: ubiquitin protein ligase activity; zinc ion binding; poly-ADP-D-ribose binding. Lineage: Eukaryota; Metazoa; Arthropoda; Insecta; Coleoptera; Brentidae.
UUAUCUGUGGUCAUCAUAGAUAAAUUAAAAGUAAGGGUGAUCAGCUGAGGCAAUAGAGAUUGUAAAUGUUUAAAUUUUGUCAUAAAAUUUGCAUAUUACUUGAACUAAACCAAACAGAAAAUCAUUAAUUAAUGGCAGAAUCCGAGGUAACUCCUAGUGGAUUAGUACCUAAAGUUGGAGGGGAUACAUUCGAGUGUGCUGUAUGCUUGCAACCUUGCGUUCAUCCAGCACAACUUCCAUGUGGCCAUAUUUUCUGUUAUUUGUGUGUAAAAGGAUUUGCGAAUCAAAAUAAAAAAUGCGCAAUAUGCAGACAAGAAAUACCCAGAGAUUUUAUAGAACAGCCUCAAUUACUUGACCCCAUUGGUAUGGGUCCUAUUGGUUUGGCCGGUUGGUUUUACGAAGGCAGAAAUGGAUGGUGGCAGUAUGAUGAACGCACGAGCAAGGAAUUAGAAGCGUCUUACAAAAGAGGUGAAAAAAAUGUAGAGCUUCUAAUUGCUGGCUUCCUAUACAUCAUAGAUUUCGAGAACAUGAUCCAGUUGAGAAGAAAUGAUCCCUCAAGAAGGAGACUGAUCAAAAGGGAUUUAGCAACUAUUCCGAAAAAAGGUAUUGCAGGUCUUCGUACAGAUUUACCACAUUCAGUGCACACAGAUUCCGAAGCUUCUGGAGUCCGUACCACCAUUGAGGGCAGGGCAGAUAAUCUAACACCAAUAACACCAUCAAACACUCCCCAGAGCCCUACGAGCGGAAGAGAUUCUCCUAACCCAGUUGAAAAUUUGCAAGUGACGGUGGAGCGUAUUUCAAAUUUACGAUUAGACUCCUACAUGGAUAAUAACACAGUGGGUGAAGGUUCAAGUUCUUUCAAUUUGAAUAAUUCUAAUGGUCGAGAACGCAAUGAAUCUAAUUUUGAUAUGGAGCAAUCGAGAUAAAUUAUUAGAAGAAACACUUCUACAUAUUGAUCAGAACAAAUAUUUUGCUCUCUGUAAGUUACUUUAUUUUUCUAUGGAUUAGUCAAAAAAUGUCCAUAUGUCAAUGUAUUUCAAAUGUGUACCAAUUCAAAAUAUUUGUGAGCUUCGUUAAUUGUUAUUAGGUUAUUUCUAAAAAAUAAAUUCUUCGUAACCUAA